AAGCUGUUGCGGCCCGUCCUGCUACUCCGCCUCUCGCGAGUCGGGCACGUGGGCGGGAUCCGUGGAGUGGCGCCGGAUCCGGCUCUUUCCCUUGCCUGCGGCGAUGUCCUCGUCCAAGAGGAAAAGAAAGGGGCGCCCCCCCGCAGAAACCAGCGCUUCCCCCGCCGGCCUCCCGGACGCAGCCCUGGAGCACCGCGCUUGGCUGAGUUUGGCUGCUGCCGAGUUCCUGGAUGAAGUGGAUGACAAAGUCCCCAAAAGGUAUAGAACAUCUCUUGUGCAGCUGGCACUCAGCAGCAUGAAAUUGGCAAGUAUAUGCAUUGGACGGCCAGUAUUGCUUACGGGGAAAAGUGGAAGACAAGAGGUUUGUACUGCCUGGCCUGUUGCAGGCUUUCCUGCUGGAAAAAUUGGAUUAAGUAGAAUUACCCAGAAAAAUCUGAAAGUGGUAUCCGGUGACAUGAUCAUCGUCCAGCCUGUGACUGGUGCUGUGAUACAGGCUGAGGAGGUAGAGGUAAAGCUGAGGGCUAAGGAUAGCUGUCUUAAUGCUGAAGAGUUGUCUGGCAGUCUCCUAAGAAAUUUAGAUCAGGUGAUAGUUUUACCAGGCAAUAUCCUGAAAAUUACUUUCUAUGGUCGAUCUUGUGAUUUGAUGGUCACAAAGGUGAAAGGAACAGAUGGUGCCCUGCUGACAUGGAAAGAUAGCUCCAUUUCUAAGCCAUCACAGGAACUGCCACUAGAGAAUUUUGUCAGUGAUUCUGAUUUAUCUGUGCAGCUUGGCAAACUGGUCAUUGAAGACAAUGAAGGAGGAGCGUCUACCAGUACUCCAUGUAAGCAGAUGGAUCUCAGUGUAUCAAUUAAUGCUUCCAUAGAUGUUGUGCAGUGUGAUGAACUGAGUCCUGGUCCAACAGAGAGACUUUUAUUUCAUGAUGGCAAUUCAUCCUCGGUUGCACAGUCCGAACUAACCAAAUCAGAAGAUUGUGAGGCAUGCUUUGGAGAUGAAGAAUUACUUCAAGCUGGUAAAACAGGGACACUCCUGAACUCAGAGACUUUUUACUUCAUAUCUUCAAAGACUAGGAUCAGUUUCAUUGACUCUCAAACUAAAGCAGCAGAAGAAUGCAAUCCUGAACCAAAGAUUACUUAUGAUUCAAUAGGUGGACUCAGUAACCAGCUAAGAACCAUAAGGGAAAUGAUUGAACUUCCCUUGAAGCAGCCUGACCUGUUUAGAAGUUAUGGAAUCCCACCCCCGAGAGGGGUGCUUCUGUAUGGUCCUCCAGGGACAGGGAAGACGCUGAUAGCCAGAGCAAUUGCCAAUGAGACUGGUGCUUAUGUCUCCACAAUUAAUGGUCCAGAAAUAAUAAGCAAGUUUUAUGGAGAGAGUGAAGCCAAGUUACGACAAAUAUUUGCUGAAGCCUCUUUACGUCAACCAUCCAUUAUAUUUAUUGAUGAAAUUGAUGCACUCUGCCCAAAGAGAGAAGGGGCUCAGAAUGAAGUUGAGAAAAGAAUUGUAGCUUCUUUACUAACAUUGAUGGAUGGCAUUGGAUCAGAGGGCAGUGAAGGGCAACUUCUAGUCCUUGGAGCCACAAACCGUCCUUAUGCCCUAGAUUCAGCCCUGCGGAGACCUGGCCGCUUUGAUAAGGAAAUUGAAAUUGGUGUUCCUAAUGCCAAAGACCGGCUAGACAUCUUCAGUAAGCUUCUUAACAAGGUUCCUCAUUCAUUGACGGCAGCAGAGUUGGGUCAGUUGGCCAGCAGUGCCCAUGGAUAUGUGGGAGCAGACCUAGCAGCAUUGUGCAAAGAAGCAGGAUUGUACGCUUUACGGAGAACGCUUGGGAAAAAAGCCAACCUUUCAGAUGAUGCUGUGGCUGGAUCAGUGAUUAUCACAUGUGCUGACUUCCUGCGGGCAAUGAAUGACAUCAGGCCCAGUGCCAUGAGGGAGGUGGCAAUUGAUGUUCCAAAAGUAUCCUGGUCAGACAUUGGGGGAAUGGAAGAAGUCAAAUUGAAAUUGAAACAAGCUGUUGAAUGGCCAUUGAAGCACCCCGAGUCUUUCAUUCGAAUGGGCAUUCAGCCACCCAAGGGUGUACUACUGUAUGGACCUCCAGGCUGCUCAAAAACAAUGAUUGCAAAGGCUUUGGCCCAUGAAAGUGGGCUAAACUUCUUGGCAGUGAAGGGACCUGAGUUAAUGAACAAAUAUGUUGGAGAAUCUGAACGUGCAGUCAGAGAGAUAUUUAGGAAAGCCAGAGCUGUUUCACCUUCCAUAUUGUUCUUUGAUGAAAUAGAUGCCCUGGCAGUAGAACGAGGGAGCUCUUCAGGUUCUGGCAAUGUGGCAGACCGUGUCUUGGCACAAUUGCUGACAGAAAUGGAUGGCAUAGAACAGCUAAAGGAUGUAACCGUCUUGGCUGCUACAAACCGACCAGACAUGAUAGACAAGCAGUGUGCAGCAGUUGCAUCCUCAAGUGCCCUAUUUGCAUGAGAAUGACAGGAUGUGAUUGGACAAAUGAAGAUUAAUGAGGGGGUGUGAUGUCAGUGUGGUAUAUUGUCCUUAGAUUGAUUGUGCUCUGUGUUUCAUCAGCGCUGAGAAGUUUCAGUGUAGCAUGAAGCAGAAACUGGUGAAAAUACAAGAAAUGCUAUGUGUGACAGGAGUUUAGGUCUGUUUUAAUUUAAACAAACAAGAAGCAAACCCUAUUCACUGAAAUAAAAUGGGCAAAAUAGACAAGGUAAUAAGUGUUCUUGGAUACAGUAGAUUGUGUACUAUUCUGGUCACCAUACCUAGAAGAGGACCUUCUAGAGCUAGAAAAUACAGAAAAUGGAAACUAAAAGAUCAAGGUAAUGGGCCACCUGCCAUAUGAGGAAAGACUACAAUAACUGAGAUUAUUUAGCUUAGAAAAAAGGCAUCUAAGGGGAGAGGUGGGAGAAGUGUUCAAAAUUAUGCAUGGAGUGCGCAAGAGUGGAAAGGGGAGGGGUACUGGAACCCAGGAUCAUUCCAUGAAACUGGUGGGAGAUUCAGAACAGAUAAAAGGAAGCACUUCUUCAGUGCAUAAAUUCAGUUCCACAAGGUGUAGUAAUGGCCACUAAUUUGGAUGACUUUAAAAAGGGAUUGGACAAAUUCAUGGAGGAAAAGGCUGCCAGUGGCUUUUAGGCUCGGUGACCAUGUGCUACCUCCAGAAUCAGAGGCUGUAGGCAAUUAGUUUGCUACUGGGUGAACAGAACGCUGGACUAAUGGACCCUAACUCUGAUCCAGGAUUGCUCUUACGUCCUUAACAGUUGGUAUUUAUCCAGAUCAGUCAACUUUGAUGCUUCUAGACCCCAUGAACUAUGUGUGCUGUGCUUGCUUUUGCGUAGUCUGCACAACAGAACACAUCCAUUGCAGAAUCAGCAUGGUUAGCACAGCAACAGAAUUCUUCCUACAGUUAGGAACAAUUUUUUCUAAUUGUUUGGUCUGCUAUUAACACAAGGGGUUUGCUGCAUCUUAAAUUAGAAAGGUUGCAGCUUCUCUACCAUAUAUAGGGUAUAAUUGGUUCCAACAAAAGUUACUACAUUUUAUUUAUUUAAUUCACAGGUUUGUAUUUGUAUUAAUUUUGCUUCUGAAUCCAUUAUGAUUAAUGUUUAUAAUGUGUGCUAAUUUAAGGAAUAAUUUACGAUAGUCUAUUUCUGAUCAUGGUUUUCUCACAUAUAUGAAUUACUGUUCUUAAGGUUAAAUGGCUGUAUGAGAACAGUCUGAAAAAAUUGUAACCUCCUCAUUCCAUAUGUAAACUUGAUAAUCAGCUGCUUUUCAUUCUGAAUAAAUAAAUGUUCUGCUUGUCCCAAGGUACUUACGUGGUCCACUAAGCUCUUGCUUUUCUUUUGCAUCUUUUAAUCUCUGAGGAUCAAUAUAGCAACAGUGACCUUCAUUUAAGAAGGCAUAUUUUCAGAUCUUGGGUAUUACAGGUGCAUACAUUACAGACUCUGUCACUGAUGGAAACAAGCAAAGCAAGUUCCCUUGUCACAAACGGUUUGUUUGGGGGUAUUUUUAUAUUUGCAGUGUAACUGUAAUAAUUCAUAGUUGAAUUACAGUGCAAAAGUAUGAAGAAGGUUUCAUUGCAUUUCUUCUUAUUCUUCUAGAGAAUCAAAAUGCAUCUCUUUUUUCUCUUCAGGGUGUGUUUGCAGGUUAGAAUUGAAAUUAAAAGCUUCUUUAUGAAAAAAGACAUAUUUGAUUUUACUUGGAUAUGGGAAGCUUAUAUCAAAUACUUCAGCAAGCACUGGUCUGAUGUUCAAAAACCAGUGGAUGUAUGUUACCGGAGUUUAGUGUUAAUUAAAAGUAGCUUGGUUUUGAUGAAAAUAAAAAAUGAGUGAUUUGGCUGAAUCAGUAACAAGAUUUUAAGUUCUAGCCUUGAGCAAAAAAACAAUCUUUCCUCAUAAGAAACAUCAAAGUUUUGCCCUUCUGGAGGCUUAUGAAAGAAAUUCAAAUAUUCAAGUUUUAUAGGUGUACUCAUAAAGGGAAGC
This is a messenger RNA of Varanus komodoensis (Komodo dragon), 4470 nucleotides long. RefSeq names its product spermatogenesis associated 5 (gene AFG2A). Gene Ontology annotation, cellular component: cytoplasm. Bases 104 to 2461 code for a protein of 785 amino acids. The transcript is spliced from 15 exons. NCBI's taxonomy places the organism in Eukaryota, Metazoa, Chordata, Lepidosauria, Squamata, Varanidae. Gene Ontology annotation, molecular function: ATP hydrolysis activity; ATP binding. The record is from RefSeq and is a predicted model, not a curated record.